Marasmius oreades (fairy-ring Marasmius) is the source of this 504-nucleotide messenger RNA. RefSeq lists its product as uncharacterized. The coding region runs from base 1 to 504 and encodes 167 amino acids. NCBI's taxonomy places the organism in Eukaryota, Fungi, Basidiomycota, Agaricomycetes, Agaricales, Marasmiaceae. The transcript has a single exon. The record is from RefSeq and is a predicted model, not a curated record.
AUGGAACUUUCACUUCGAGCCCAACUACAAACCUCUGCUCAGUCAUUCUGCAACGCCUUAGCGGACAAUAAGGAUUUAGAUACAGUUAUGUCACAUUUCAGCACGACGCACCAGGUUACUGCCAUCGAACACGGUGAAAAGGCAUUAGCACCUUUCCUAGGCAGAGAAUACGCUGGAGCCCCCGCGAUACGUUCAUAUUUCGAGACGAUUGGUUCGUUACUCUCGUACGAAGAAAUGGAGUUUGUCGAGUUUGUGGUCGACAGUCAUUCUCGGAGGGUCGCAUGCAAAGCUAGAGCCAAAUUCACCUGGAAGAGUACAGGUGAAAGCUGGGAAGAGAAAUUUGCAUACAUGCUCGAUUUCGACGACGAGAAGAAGAUCACAGAUUAUCAAGUGUGGGCAGACUCGGGGGCGGCGUAUCUUGCCAGAAUCGGAAAGCUCGAUGAAGUGAGGAAGGUGAGAAAAAUCCUUGCGUCCUUGAAGCUCUCUGCACGUCCUUAUGUAUAG